AUGGGCGAUCGACGGAACGGGUGGACGACCGUCGGCCACGGGCACCUCCCCGGCCAACAGCAGUACGGGCGCAUCUGGGAGGCCGAGCAGGAGCUCAAGGAGCGCGAGACCAUUGCCUCGUGGGACCGGGACGAGCAUUGGCCUGGCAUACCCCUCUUCAGCGGCCCUGAUGCGAAGCGCUUCGACGGCCGCCUCGCCAAGCUCGAGGACCUCGGCUUCGGCGCCUUUGGCCGCGUCGAAAAGGUCAUGCACGGCACCGUCUGCCUCGCCCGCAAGCGCAUCGUCCGCCGCCGCGGCUUCACCAUCGAGGACCUGCGCCAGGAGGGCCUCACCAUGCGCCGGCUCGACCACCGCCACGUCGUCAAGCUCGUCGCCACAUAUGCGCCCCGCUCCCACGAGCUGUGUCUGCUGAUAUGGCCCGCCGCCGUCUGUAACCUCAACGUCCUGCUCGAGGACAUUGAGAUGCUGCGCCAGCGCGAGGGCGACCGCGACGACAUCAUCGAGAGGCUCCACGCGCUCGACAUCCGCGACCUGAGCGCCGUUGAACCCCCGUCCACGAGCCAGAGCUUCCAGUCGGACGAAAAGUGCCCCUUUGACUUUCUGAGGACGGUUAUGGGCUGCGCCGCGCGAGCUAUGGCUCAUUGUCACGCCAAUGACGUACGCCAUCUCGACAUUAAGCCGUCCAACAUCCUGCUACGACCAGACCGGGUAUACUUGGCCGACUUUGGCAUCUCCCGAGACGUCAGCGGCCAGGACCAGACCACGACGGACGGGCUCCCGGGAACGGAGAAGUGGCGCGCCCCGGAGCUGUACAGCAGCCACGGCUCGAGCAUGCAGCUCUCCGACAUGUACUCUCUCGGCCUCGUCUACAUGAACAUUGCCACCGUCCUGUAUAACGUGCGCUUGGCCGAGUUCGACGACGCCCUCAAGUACUCGUCGGCGGCGAGCCGCGAAGACCAGCUCAGGAUACGCGAGGACAAGAUCAGGAAGCACCUCGACAAGCUGACGGCCCACGCGCUCGUGACGCCGCCCUUCAUGUUCACCUACGAAGGCCAGGAGACGGUGCGGCCGCGGCCCGUCGUGAAGCUCAUCUCGCACAUGGUGGCCACGGAUCCGCGCAAGCGCCUGUCCGCCGACAAGACGGACGAGAAGCUGUCCAUGAUCGGCGGCAUCCGCCAGAUAUACCACGCCGAGUGCUGCAAGCGGCCCAUCUCGUGGGUCGAGGACAAGUGGGAUAGGAAGCUCGCCGUGCUGUCGCAGCUGCGCAGCGAGAACGAGCUGCUCCGGAGGCGCGUCAGGGAGCUCGAGGGCCGCGACGAGACGUACGAGGCGCGGCUCGAUAACGAGCGCAACCAGCAUCGCCAGGCCGUCGACCGCCUGCAAGCCCAUCUCAAGGAGGCUGAGGAAAAGUACCAGAAGCUGGAACUCGAAAAGACGUCUCGACGAGGAUCACACGGCCAGGGCGCCCGUCCGAACCCCACGCGGCCGGUUAUGCCAGGUGCUAGGCGCAGCGGCGGCGUCGGCCUUGGCUUGAGCACAACAAGGUCGACGCCCACCACACCCGCCGCAGUGAGGCCCACCAUGCAGCCGUCGUCACAAUCAACACAGCAACUGCCCAGGAGCACGCCCCCAUGGGGUCCGCGCAGGGCAUCCCAAGCCCAAGCUCAAGCUCCGGCCAGCCCCAUGGCCGCUCAGUCUCCAGCCCAAAGAUCCCCCAGCGUCACCAACCUGGCCGGCUACCAGCUCCGCUCCAGCAGCUCCCGGUCAAGGCUUCCCCUGCCCGUCACGCCCAACAGCCGCAGCGGCACGCCCGUGCUCGCCCGCGACCAGAGCAUGACGGACAGCAGCAUGGCCUCAUCCGUCUUCUCGCGCCGCAGCGUCGACACGGCGCCUACGCCCGCCAACAACAGCCCCCAGCUGCAGCGCACCACGCCAGGCCGCGAGAGCGGUGACGCCGGCAACCCGCCUAGACCCGAAGAGCAGUGGACAGAGCUCCCCGCGCAGCAGCAGCCGCCCCCGUCGCCGAGCGAGUCCCGCCGGCGCCCGUCCGCCGCGACGCAGGACAGCGCCCCCCGUCCGCCGCCCGUCGCCACGCCCUCCCCGCCGGGUAGCCCCGUGCUGUCCAUGACGGGCACCGCGUCCAUCAUGUCCUCGCCCCGCACGCUCCGCUCCGAGCUCCUCUCCGACGCAGGCAGCGACGCAAACUCGACGGCGCGCCCUGCUGUGCCGUCGCUGCAGUCGGCAAGGAGCUGGGCCGAGGUGGCCCGGCCGGAGAGGCGGCGCGCUCAAGCCCCCAGACGUGCCUAA
Messenger RNA from Purpureocillium lilacinum, 2307 nucleotides. Lineage: Eukaryota; Fungi; Ascomycota; Sordariomycetes; Hypocreales; Ophiocordycipitaceae. The record is from RefSeq and is a predicted model, not a curated record.